AUGCCUGCGAAACAAGACGACGGCGGCUGGAAGAAGUUUGUGUGGGACUCCGAGAAAGGAGAGCUGCUCGGCCGUACCGGAGGCAGUUGGUUCAAAAUUUUGGUGUUCUAUAUUAUUUUCUAUGGAUGCCUGGCUGGAAUCUUCGUCGGAACCAUCCAGGCCUUGCUGCUUACCCUAAGCAACUACAAGCCCACCUGGCAGGACAGAGUUGCACCCCCUGGCCUUACACACACCCCACGGUCAGACAAAGCUGAAGUGACCUUCAACCUCAACGACGUGGAGACCUACCUGCCUUACACCAAGGCCUUGAAGGACUUCCUGGCCAAGUAUGACGAUGAAAACCAGAAGGACCAGAUGAAGUUUGAGGACUGUGGAGAGGAGCCUGCAGAAUACAAGAACCGUGGCGACUUGGAGAGCGAUGUCGGCAUCAGGAAGGCCUGCCGCUUUUCCAGGGCUGUGCUGGGACCCUGCUCCGGCAUUGAGGACCGCGACUUUGGUUUCAAGGAGGGCAAGCCCUGCCUGAUUGUAAAGCUCAACAGGAUUGUCAACUUCUAUCCAAAGCCUCCUAGCUCUAAUGAAACUAUCCCUGAAGAGGCUCAACCCAAGGUGCAGCCCAAUGUCAUGCCCCUCUACUGCACCAACAAGAAAGAGGAGGAUGCUGGUAAAAUCGGGGAAGUUAAGUACUACGGUAUCGGCGCCGGCUUCCCUCUGCAGUAUUACCCCUACUACGGCAAGCUGCUGCACCCUCAGUACUUGCAGCCACUGGUAGCACUGCAGUUCACCAACCUGACCUUGAACACUGAAUUGCGCAUUGAGUGCAAAGUGUUCGGAGACAACAUCCUUUACAUAGAGAAGGACCGCUACCAGGGACGCUUUGACAUCAAGAUCCAGAUUAACAGUUUAUGACCGACCUCAGGACCAUAGCACUUUCCCUGAC
Messenger RNA from Larimichthys crocea (large yellow croaker), 937 nucleotides. It is a transcript of the gene atp1b1b, whose product is annotated as ATPase Na+/K+ transporting subunit beta 1b. The transcript is spliced from 7 exons. Gene Ontology annotation, cellular component: sodium:potassium-exchanging ATPase complex. Gene Ontology annotation, molecular function: ATPase activator activity. The coding region runs from base 1 to 906 and encodes 301 amino acids. The record is from RefSeq and is a predicted model, not a curated record. Lineage: Eukaryota; Metazoa; Chordata; Actinopteri; Sciaenidae. Gene Ontology annotation, biological process: intracellular potassium ion homeostasis; potassium ion import across plasma membrane; sodium ion export across plasma membrane.